AAAGAACCCUAUAAAAUCAUGUCAGCAUUGUAAAAAUUAUUUGGCACAUUUGUAAUCUCUUAAUGGAAAGUUCUAAAAAUGUUUAAAUAACAAAUGAAAAGAGGACAAAUAACAGUCACUGUGGGAAGCUGAUGUGAACAUUGUAUCAACGCUAUCGGAGAGCUACAGAUAAAAGUUGAAAUACAGUUUGGACAGACCAUAAAUCAACCUUCACUCUUAUGCUGUGCUGAAUGGUGCAUUUCAGAACGAUUUAUAUUGUUGUUCUGACUUCUAUUCUACUUACUGAUGAAUUACUCAAUAAUCACUGUAAUGUUGUAGCUGGUAGGUGGAGCUAAUUUUACCCACUUUAAGUACGAUUAUGUAGCUUAAACAAUGAAAAUAUAUCUGAAUAUGUAUUAGCUUUAUUCAAAAUGCUGUGACGAUUAAUCGAUCAACAACCGUUUUGAUAACUGAAUAAUCAGUUUAGGUAUUUUUAAGAAAAAAUGCACAGUUCAUAGUGUUUCUCGCUGCUAAUAUGAGCAUUUGUAGCUGUUUUUGGUUGCACAUGACAGUAAAUUGAUUACCUUUGGAUGACCAACAGAACAUUUAGAGGGUUAAGUGGUUAUCAGUCAUUGCUCCAUGAAAUAAAACCAUCUGAUCUAAGGUAAUGAAUAUGAACUUCAUUUUAGGAAAUGUGUUAAAAGUCUGACUGUGUCUAUGCACUAAAUAUUAAAAUAUUUGGCUGCAAGACUAAAAUAUGCAUCAAUCUCAUAUAAUGUUGACUCCCCUUUUGUGGAGUUAAACAAUGAGAACAAAUGCAGACAAAAAAAAAAAAGAAGAAAAAAAAAAAAAAAAGUCUGACUGUGUCAACAGCAGGUGUUACACUGUGGGCUGCAUCAUAAUCCUAGUAUUUUAGCCUGUAUCUAUUUAAAAUUUUGAAAAUAUAGUAUGUUGAAUCAGCUGUUAAUAACUAUUUUUUGUUGUCUACUGUGAAAUAUGUUGGACUCUAUCACUAAAUUACCAUUUUUCAGUGUAAAGAUUGAAGAAAUCUAAAAAAUUUAGUUAUUCUCAGGCAGCAUCUGAAGCAGUUCCAGUUCCCUUUAGUCUGUUCUAUGUAAUAUUAACUAUCUGGACCUUCAAAAUGCAAAACAUUACAUUUCAAUUACCAGAUAAGGUCUGUUUUUCCGUUUGAAUGCGGCCCUCCUUCAUAUAAAUCUGCAGCAUCUUUUAGACCUUUUACAUUUUCGGCGAGUUUCAUGGACAGACAGAAAAUGUGCAAACUCUGUGUGAGGAAAAUGUACAAAAACAUGUCUUGCAGGGCCUCUGGGUAAUGUAGUCCUUUGAGUGUUUGAGGAUAUUUUAAUUGUUCUGUUUCCGAUAAUUUACUAGUAAUCAUUAGAACUAAACUGCUCAGAAAAAGAAGAAAAAAGUGAGCAUAUGUGUUUGCAGCAUACAGACCAGCUGAACAUUCCAACAUGCUUGACGGUGUCACGUGCUGCUCACACUUUUGCACACAUUGCACUUACUGACUUGACAUUACGUUUCCUCAUUCAUUCACCACGAUUAUGUGCAACAUAUUAAUUUGGAAAUCCAUAUUGACAAUAGAUUCAGGCCUGUUCCAUUCCGUGUUUUCAGUCAAAUUACUCAGCCUAAUCUAUAUUACCUAUAGUUUGUGGAACAAUGGAUGCAUACAUUUGGGUUUUUUUUUUCCUUCACUCCCUCUCUGCAGAGCGAGAGAAGUCUUGGUCUAAAUCCUCGGCCUGGUCUUAAUCUCCCUACGUUUGAAAGCGUCUUCCUCUGUCGCUGCGUGUUAAUUGGAAGCUAAUGGUCUGCGCUCGAUAAGGGAAGAUCUCCCUCCCUCGUGGCCUGGAAACUGAUUUUCUGAUGAAUUAUUUCAAUUAAAAUAUUGUCCAAGUCAUUUCCACGCCUGUUAUGACUGAUGCUGAUGUCUCUGUUUUUGAUAAGGAGGAGGCUCACAGAAAUAAAAAUAAAAGAUGUGUACUUCUCCACCAUUGUGGCAAACAUCCAAACAUUUCUAUCUGCAGAGAGAAAAGCUGCAGAGGUUUUCUUCUGAAGAGAAAUCUUAAUGCUGACAACAAUCACUUGGACAAUAUUUGUCUUCCAUGAAGAAAUGGCUUCCUCAGUUUGGAGUGGAACAACUUCACCAGCCUGCACAGGAGCCUGAACUCAGCACCUUUGGGACAAGUCACAACUGAUGGGAUUGAAUCUCUAUAGCUGCUUCAACAUCUGCUGGAAAGACUGAAGCAUUGUGACGUUCGGUGAUGUUUGGGAGCUCUUCAUGGAAAUCCAAAUAUCUAGACUUCAUCACAUUGGGACACAUUCAGCAUCUGAGUCCUGGACGCUGUCCAAAUCCACUGUUUAUCAAGUCCACAAGGGGACUGCGCAGAGAUGCAGACUUCACCAGAAGUUGCGGUUUAAAUCACCCAAAAUCCCCCGUGAUAAUAAGUUUAUAAUCUGCAGUAUGACAGGAAAACGGUGCAUUUCAUUUAUGGUUUGUGGUUGAUAAAGCUCAUGCAAAAGGAAAUUUGUUCUGUCCAGCUCUGUUAUGGCUACUUGGAGAGGGAGCAGAAGUCUCCAGUGUCAUUGCUAAAAGAACACAUCAGAUCAGCAACUUGAGUCCAGGCUGCUCACACACUUGAUGAAAGCGAUCAUGUCACUAAAUGUAGAAUUUGGGCAUUUGGAUUCAGGUUUAGGAAACAUUUCUGCAACGAGAAGACUUUGGACCAAGUGCCAAUCUACAGGGCAUCUUACCUUUGACUAGUGUUUGAAACAAGCUAGCAAUUACUAAAAACUUUCCACACAAAUGUAAGAUAGGAGUGGCCCAGGCCGGGUGCCUGCUUUUUUGUUUUUACCAUACAGUGUUGAUCACUUGUUUGGUUAAUUGCUGGAUAAUGUUUCAACAAAAAGGCCCUAAGAUCUUAGUAAAAAUCAAUGGACAUGUGAAGCCUGUGACCAUUGAGUGAACUGACAGAAAAUUAAUUCACAACUAAUUUAUUCCUCAGUAAAGUCAUUUAUCUAGUUUCUGAAAUGUGUGGAUUUUCAGUUUGCCUUUAUUUCAUAUUGGGGUAAACUGAGGAUUUGGGAGGUGUUGGAUCUGCACAUCACCUCAUCUUUGAAAAACUGUGACAUUUUUUAAUUUCCCACUUUUUAGAGAUUAACUAAUAAACGAUGAAACAUUGACAGAAUUUUAUAAAUCAUUAGUGUAUAUUCCUCCUGCUCAGUUGAUGGUUUGAACUGAUUUCACUCGUACUGAGCUGCGUCUUCUUCUUAACAUGAUUUUGCACUUAAUAUCUGUAAAAUCUGCUGAUUAUUUAAUCCCGCAUCCAUCCUGUACACUUCUCUUUGGAUAAGCUCUGGCAACAUAUAAAUCCUUUUAUCUGUCACACCAAUAAAGCAGAUUUAAACUGAACUGAAAUGAACUGAGAGAAGAGAGCGGGAGGCACUGACAGUUACAGAUGUCCGAGUUUCUGCAGACUUUGUAUCAUCAGAAUCAGCAGCAGCUGUCAUCCAACCUGUUUUCCACCUACAUCUAACUGGUAGUAUGAUAAUGAUAUUUUUUCCUCCAAAUACAACUCAUGACUUUGUGACACCAAGGGAACCAAAAUGCAUCAUGUAAUCUGGAAGUUCAAGUUUGCAAGCAGAAGAAAUAAACACUGAGCUACACAAGAUGUUUCAGUGUAUUUCUGUAUGUGUUCAUUCUUCACAGCCCACAGUUCAAAAAAGGGUCUGAAAUCUUACAAAUUCAAAAGGGUUGUCUCUCCAAGUUGUACUGAGGGUUUCUUUAAGAUUUAUAUUAUAUUUUAAACUCAUUGUAUGAUAGAAGGAUUGUUUUUCGGCUAAUCAAACCGGCAAAAUACAUUUACGACAGGAUGACAAUAUUUGCAAAAGUUCUAAUAAAGUUAUGAUGAAUUUUUCUUUAAUACUUAAGAUGUUUUUUGUUUUUUAUCAAAUUAAUAAUAGAAUUCAGGACUGAGUUUCCCAAAACUCUGCAGUUGUUUUGCAUCUCUUUGUGGCUGAUGGAAAUAAGCACCUUGUUUAUCUCUGUCAGUUGUUCUUUUUUCCUCUCAAUUUCCAUAGAACUCUUCGGUUGUUUUGCAUCUCUUUGUAAUUUUCUUUGCAACAUGUAAACAACAUGUAGUUUGUUUGUGACUCUUUGUAGUUGUUAUUCACCUAUUUGUUGUUGUUUUGCGCUUCUUUGUAGUUUUAUUUCUAUUUGUAGUUGUGUUACAUUUCUGCGUAGUUUGUGUCUCUUUGUACUAGAUUUGUGUGGCUUUGUUGUCCUCUCAUGCUUCUUUGUAGUUUUACAUUUCCUUGUUGUUGUUUCAAGCCUCUUUGUAGUUAUUUCACACCUCUUUGUAGUUUUGUUUGUCUCUAUGUAGUUGUUGUGCACAUCUUUUUGUCUCGUUGCAGUACCAGUGAAAAAGGGGAGCCUUGUUUUUCUCGUCACCUUGUGUUUGGCUCUUAAUUGUGUAGCUCUGAGGCAAACAGGUUGUGCUUUUUGAAGGGGGAAAAUCACCUGUGCUCAACUUUAAUCCCAGUUUUUAAAGAUGUAGCGUGUGAGUCUGGCAAAAGAUUGUUGAUAUUUAGCUGGUUAGUAUAUUUAAAUAAUUAGCUUUUGCCAGAUUUGCUGUCUCUUCCCAAGUCAACACCAUUUUAUAUAGUAACCGGUAGGUAUGCAGACAAUUAAUCUCUUAAAAAUCCUUUCAGCACAGGUAUGAGUUCACAAAACGUGUAUAUUCAACAUACAGGAAUUCACCUUAAUGGAUUGACAUAAACUGACAAAAAAAUGUAAAAUAAAUCUUUCUUUGCAAUGCAUAACUGACGUUUACACACAUCAGUAUGCCGCCAAAACUAAGAAUCCUCAGAUGCUACAUCUGGUCAAUCUUGCUUUAUGGAUGCGAAACAUGGACAAUAUCAAACAAUAUGCAGAAGAGGCUCCAGGCAACGGAAGUGUAGUUCCUACGAAGAACGCUAAAGAUAUCGCGGGUAGAAAGAAGAACCAAUGAAGAGGUGCUUAAGAGAGCAAAUGUGAAAAGAACAAUGCUGGCAACCAUCAGAUUCAGAAGAAUUAAAUUCCUAGGCCAUGUGAUGAGAAGGAAUAGUAUAGAGAAUCUUGCAAUAACAGGCAAAAUAGAAGGGAAGAAAGCAGAAGGAUGCCAGAGAAUGACAUAUAUUGGCAGCAUCAAAGAUUGGUCAAAGACAUCGAAUGCCAACACUGUACUACAUGCAAUGCAUGACAGAGAAAAGUGGAAAGGCAUGGUCGUCAACGGGAUUACACAAGACGCCUAAGAAGAUGAAUGUUUUUGGACUGUGGGAGGAAGCUGGAGAAAACAUUCAUGCACAGGAAGAACAUGCAAACUCCAUACAGAAAGAUCCCAGGAACACCAGGACACAAACCAGGGAUCUUCUAGUGAAAGUGCUAACCAAGCCACCGCCAAGUAUCAAAUAUAAAACAAAUAUAUGAGGACAGGAAAUUCUGACUCACCAUGUGAGAUAUCAAACUGUUCUGUAAAUCUGGGUUUUGACUUGGGGUCACUAAGCCUUUUAAGGCCUGGUCACACUUUUGAGAGCUAGAUCCAUCAGCCAUAUUGUAAAUUUGUAAAUACAAUUCCUGGGUCCAUAGUAAUCACAAUCAAGGAUUAGAUCCUUCAGUUGUGUCAACAAAUGUUUCACGUCACAUAUACUCUGAUCGCAGCCUGUAUGAGAGACAUUAACACAUGAGAAAACGAUAAGAAUGAACGAGUCCAAACAAACAAAAAAUAAAAGCAUCAAUGGGAAGAGAGAGGAUAUGUCCACCCAGAGGGCAGCAUCAUCAACGUGCCUUCUUUCAAUGACUUCCACGAUAUGGCAAAUAAAGAACCGCCCCCCAACACACAAACACACCUCCCUCCCUCCCUCCCUCCCCUUUCCUCCCCCCCUCUCUCCCUCUCGGGUGCUCAGCCAAGAGGCGCUGCGGCAAAAUGUCAUAUUUCACUGGCUGCGCUCUGAGAGGACGACCUCCCCUCUACUGUACACCUCCUGCACAUCUGCUGCUGCGCUCCUACUGUACUCCACCGCAGCUUCCCUUCCUCCUGGGGGGUCACUUCUUCUACUUCUUCUUCCUCCGCUGCUGCUCCUCCGCGUCCCUCUGAGGUUUCUCCCUCCCCAGAGCCCAAGCGCAAAGAGAGGAAAAAAGUCAUUCAUGAAGAUCUUCUGCAGGUGAUAGUGACUGAGAGGAGACUGGAAGCAGAGAUGACAGAGUUUGUGAAGGUUUUUGCUCCAUGCAGCAGAGAAAAGUGAGUCUGAGCCGCAGUUUUAACUAAGAAGACAACCGAAGGGUCAGCACAACCGAACCAAGGAUCUCCACGCCUCAUGUCGUUACAUUUUUAUUAUUUCGCAUUUUUUACUUAAAGCUCCUGAAUGCAGAUUCCUUUUCCAUCAUUCGCGGUGCCAGCGUGGGCUUUUCACAGCCUCACGUCCUUCCUUGUUUCCCGUUUCUCCGUCCAGCAGCAGUGCGUCUCGGCUGUGCGUAAAAGCCAAACCUUCCCCAUUCAUCCGAAACCUCUCCGAACCAGGCUGUGAGUGGGAUCACCGUCACCAAAAGUACUUUCUGUCCACUCCCUGGCUCUCUCUAAAGCAGCCCUGCACCAUGGAUGUGUUUAAGAGCCGGCUGCUGGGGAUCUCUGUGGCCGUUGCGCACGGCAUUUUCUCCGGUUCCCUGAACAUCCUGCUGAAGUUCCUCAUCACUAAUUAUAACUUCAGCUUCCUGACGCUCAUCCAGUUCCUGACCAGCAGCACCGCGGCGCUCACACUGGAGACCCUGAGGCGGCUGGGAAAAGUCCAGAUCCCACCGUUCAGCACGCAGCUCUCCAAGGAGUUUGCCUCGGUGUGUAUCCUCUCCACGCUGCAGUCCACUCUCACUCUGUGGUCCCUGCGAGGCCUCAGCCUGCCCAUGUACGUCGUGUUCAAGCGCUGCCUGCCGCUCUUCACGCUCAGCAUCGGAGUGUGUGUGCUGAGGAACGGCGUCCCGUCUGUGGGCGUGGUGAUCGCCGUGCUCAUCACCACCGGUGGAGCCGCACUGGCCGGUGCUGGUGAUCUCACUGGUGACCCCUUCGGUUACGUCACUGGUGUUUUGGCUGUGAUCAUCCACGCCUCCUACCUGGUUCUGAUCCAAAAAACCAGCCAUGACAGUGAAUACGGGCCACUUACUGCGCAGUACGCCAUCGCCAUCAUGGCCUCACCGGUGCUGCUGGUUUGCUCCGUCAUUUCCAUGGAUGCAGUCAACAUGUGGUCAUACGAGGGCUGGAAUGACCCUCACAUCACCGUCAUCUUCAUCCUCUGCAUCUUCAUCGGCUGUGCCAUGAACUUCACCACACUGCACUGCACCUACAUCAACUCCGCCGUCACCACCAGCUUUGUCGGCGUGGUCAAGAGCAUCGCCACCAUCACCGUUGGAAUGCUGGCAUUCACCGAUGUCGCCCCAACCGGACUGUUCAUCGGCGGCGUGGUGGUGAACACCGUCGGCUCCAUCACCUACUGUGUGGUGAAAUACUUUGAGACAAAGAAGAAGAGCUUGUACGAGGAUCUGGAGGAGGCUGGGAAGGAUGGCACGCUACCUGGGGAGCCUUACCAAGAGAAACCGCCCAUUAAUGGCACCGGGCCUGCCCCCGGAUUUGAUCCAGGACAGUCUGAGAUAGAGGGAGUGUUGAGCAGUGAUGGGAAAGAGGAGACGGCGACGGCACAUUUGACUAACGGAGAGGUGUGGACGGGAGACGGUGGACAAACAGACGGAGAAGCAGGCGUGAAUUCUCGUGUCAUGACGGAACAAGAGGUGCUGGAGAUGCAACGGGAGCACCUCCACAAGGAGGGCACCACCCCUGGUCAGUCGCUCAGUGACAGCUAUGUCGGGGUGUGGAGGUCCAUCAGACACCUGCAGUUCAUGAAGAAAGAGCCUUUGAUCGAUAACAUGGAACAGCAGAGUCCGUAGAGUGGGACAGAGACCUCAACAGACUCUAGAGAAGAACACAGGAAAUAAAGUCUGCUGAAGAAACCAGCAGAGAAGAAAACAACAGACUGAACCUCCACUGUUUUCCACCAGGAACCUCUUUUAUUAGCUUCAGCGGUGCUUAACAAAUGCUUGUUGGUCAUGCUGUUGCUGUGGUACCUCAAUGACAGUUUUUGUGCCAAAGGCUCAAUUUCAUCACCCAGGACUGAAGAACAGGCAGUUAAAAGUAAGAAGCAGAAAGUAAUUUUCUUUGCUCAUGAUGAGAGUAAAAAGAGGUUCCCGGUGGAGAGAAGUGGAUGAAGAGUUUUGGGAGAAGCUGCCUGUCAGUGAUAAAUUCUGCCUCUCAUCUCCUUCAGCUCUGCGGCGUGCAGCGGGGACCACGCAGGCCACGGCUAGCAUGAUUCGGUUUGCGUCCCCGCUGAUUAGCCAGCUAGCCAAACAAAAGCAGGUCUUGUGCAAAACUUGUGCAAAACUCAAAUAUCAUCUCCAAUCAGGGAAGAGCUGAAGACACCUGAAAGUUUGCGUUUUGUGUACGAUAUUGGUGAAUUCUAACUGGCUGUGGGUGUGCAAGUAAAUAGUUUGUGGCUGUGUUCACUCGGGGUUUGUUUGUUUGACUCUGGAAUUUGACCAUUUAUGUGUUUUCCAAUGAUCAUAAACACUGAACUGUGUCAGCACCCAUUCUGAUGGAAAAAGGAAUGAAAAUAAUAAUAAUGUGGCAUCAUGUUGGACUUCAGUGUCAUUUUAUGUUUAGACAUCUGUAGUAAUUUAACUUUACCAUUUUAUUUCAAGUGCUGCACUCAUGAUGAAACUGGGGUAAAAUUUGAACCUUUUGUAGUUCUAUUACCACUAUAAUCUGGAUUUGAUUGGGUUUUAUUUGAAACUGAACUAAGCUUAUUUGGCAGCUUUAGUUUCUUUACAGUUAUAUAUACAUAUAUUACUUUUAGUUUCCAAGCAGUAUGUCACGAACUAAACUCAAUUGGCCAAAAUUAGCAGCCAUUUUAAUAAUUGUUGAAAGAAAAAAAGUACAGAAAAAAGACAAAAAUUUAAUAGUUUCAGCUUUACAGAUGUAUUUCCUGCUUGUCUGUUCAGUUUUUUAAAAUCAUGUUCACUGUUUUUAAUGAUUUUUAGCUUUGGAUUGUUGGUUGGACAAAACGGUGUUCAUGAAGGCCACACUGUUUUCAGAAAAAAAUAUCAUUAGCUGCAACCAUUAUAUAAAAUUGGUAAAAUAAGCUCCUCCGCAACAGUACUUACACUCCUUACAAUUCAAUUCACACUUUAUUAUGGACACAGCUCAUUGGUGGUCCACUAACAAAAAACCCCAAAAACAAACAAACAAACAAAAAAAACAGAAAGAAACUGAACAAAAUUUCUUGAUUUUACUUAAUAUAUAAUUCUAAUAUUAUAUAUUAUAAUAUAAAUUGUUGAACCUUUAAUUGCAUUGGAGUAAUUAUACAAUGCAGGACUCCAACUUUACUUAAAUAAUAAAUGAAUAUUUCACUCAACACCCACCAGCUGCUACAUUAAUAGCUGUACAGCCGGUGACAUUAUCUGACUAACAUGCCAGCCAGCCUGCAGCAUACCAGUUUACCAGCAUACCAUCCACAGAGGCUGUCAAGCCAAUAGCUUACUGUCAGUCAAGCUGUGUCAUAUGUGAGUACGUGAUGGUCUGCAUGAUGUAAAUUUUGUCAUUCCACCAAGUCUUUGAGAGUCUGCAAAGACCCCUCUCCCAUAUUUUUGUGUGCAGCCCAAAAUAUGAGUGGACUACGUUACCACAUCACUAGUGCACAUUUGGCGGUAAUGUGCACACACAGAAUGUGCAGAUAUGACCUACUGCGUUUUGCAUACUGUAGUUAAAUAUUGUGCUAUUUUUCUACUCUGCUUAGUCGACUCUGUUGUAUAUUUGCGCACUUAGUUGUGUGUACAUAGUCCGAAUAAGAACACUAUUGCCCCUGCACCAUGGUCGCCACAUGUGCUGUCCGCCAAGAUGGAAAUUUUGGGUUGCAGACAGAAAUCCAUGGAGGGAUCUCUGGCAGAUUUGGGGAAAGGACAAAAUUAUGUCACAUGAAAACUCACAAAUAGUUUAACACUGUCCUUUUAGCAAUAACUGCAUGUCCGAGUGCACGAGAUUAUAAUCACGGCAAAAGUCACAAAAGCUAACUAGCCUACUAAUGAUGGUGAGUUAGCUAGUUAGCUUGGUUGAUGACAGGGGAAUAAUUUAACAUCAUUAAGUAGACUUAUUUGUACCAUUUCACUUCAGCACAGCUAAAUAGCAAUUAAACAUGCUAACAACAGCUAACAUGUUAUUGCAGGCCAGAUGGUGAAGUAGUAUGAGAUAACUGCUAAAAUGCCAGUCUGUCUAGAGCAUGUUAGCAUGCCACGUAGCUGUCCAAACUAGCUACCUUACAGUCUGUAAGUAACAAUAGCUAAGUGGCUUUCUAAUGAUGGGAGAAAGCUAGUCAGCUUGUUUGCUAACAUCAACAUUAUUCAAUGCUUUUCAAAGCAUGCACUAAUUGUGCUGCAGGUUAUGUACUGGCAGAUAGCAUGCAACAUAUAGCAAUGCUAACAAAGGCGAGACAGGUAGCUAGCUUGGUUGUGAACAGGAAUAAUUGAACAUUGAGACUCAUUUGUUGGAUUUCCCCCCGGCUAGUAAAACUGUGAAUUCAUUCCUCAUCUAUGAAGCAGUCAUUAUACCCACAGAGCUGUGUAGAGGUGGAUGGUUCAACAGAGAUUACAUGAUGUAAUAGCUAAUCUUGUUCUCCACUCUCAACAAGAUUUUGGUGGAUUUUGGUCCACAGCACAGAUUCAUGUGUUCAGACCUUCAUUUACAGAGAAAAAAAUACUUUAUUCAGUUAUAUGAUUUAGUCACAAAAUUCAACACUUUUAACUGGUGUGACUUGGCCUUUACAGUACAAACUGUAUUCUGACAUCAGUGCAAAAAAUCACAGCAGCAGCACCACAUGUUUCCAGAAGGUCUUGAUUACUUGGACUUCCCACAGUUCUCACUGUGAACAGUUAUUGUUACUUUUUUACCUUCAGUAGAAAAUAUUUGCUAGUAAUUCCUGCCCACAGUGAGGUGUGUGGGAGGCAUCCAACACAAAGCAGUGAGUGGUUGUUUCCUUGAUAUGUAUUUGAAUCCUCUGAAGCAACACGUGGCUAAUUCAGUAUUUUUAAUAAGAUUCAUAUUUAACGCCUCUAACAGUAACUGAAGAAAAGGUACAAGUGGGUGGUAGAAGGAAAGGUAGCUUCAGGAUCAUCUGUUGUUCAUGCAGAUUGGUUUGAUUUUGGAGACAAGUUUGUCGAGAAAGAGGCAUUAACAACUGAUAAAUGAUUUUGAGAUCUACAGUUAUUAGCUUAGUUUUGAGUAACAAUCAACUUCUUCCACACGUAAAGACAUUGUAGAUGUCCACACACUACAGGAGGCAGCAGAAACAGAAUCUAGUUAAUUAAAUAAGGUUAAUUAUGUUGAAGUAGAGGAAAUAUCAAGACUUAUUUACUUUUCUUACUUUGGGAUACCAUACAUGCUUGUGUCAUUAUGUCAUUAGCCUAGCUUAGCAUAAAGACUGGUAGUAGGGAGAAACAUCUAGCAUAGCAUUUCUUAAUCAAAAUUCAAUGUUAAAAAAAAUGUUUCAUGUGAUUAUACAAGCCGGAACUAUGUCUUCCCCACUGACCUCACGAUGACCAAAGAACCCAAGGAAGUAGUUAAAACUACAGAUACAAGUUUGGUCAGAUCUGCACUAAAGAGAAGCAGAAACCAGCUUUCCACGUUAGACCAGGCCACUGCUGUCUGGCUGAUGAGGCUCUCUGCCCUCCUCCAGGCGACGCAGCGACAGUUUCUAAUGAAAUCAGUCAAAAUCAGGCUCUCUGAGGGACAUGUGUGGGCUGGUGAGCCGGCCAAACGUCUAAAAGAAUUAUUCACAUCAGCCAGUUGGAGUCAAGACUCCUGCACAUGUGGGCUGAACCGUCAUGGACAGACAUUUUAAAUUAGGCCUCGGUGCUAAUGACCACAUCUGUUCCACUGAAUUGAACAGCAGAUGUCAGAUUUGAGAUAAUCCUGCAUCAUCUUUAUAACUGCUGUUUCAUGAAAGUGACAGCUGAUUCACUUUUGAAAAAUUGGAAACACAACCUUGUUUAAGGAAAUAUUAAACAUCACUAAAGGAAUCUUUCCACAUUUUGGGAAAUGCUUACUUUCUUCGGCCUCAUGUCUCAAGCACAAAACUUGAGCCAGGAGACGAUUAGUUUAGCCUAGCAUAAGGACAAGAAACCAUAUGAAGAUGCAAGCUUGGCUCUGUCCAAUUACGGUUGAAAAAUAAAUCCACCAACACUUGUACAGCUUGCUAGCAUGUUGUAUCUGUGGUUUUAGAGGGAGUUAUGUGGUCUUUACAUCAUUACUGUUGCCAAGAAAAAGUUCCAGCACACAAUUCCCCAUAAAAACAACAACUUCUCAUUUUACAUCAUUGCAUCGGCUAUAAAAUGCCAGAAAACUAAAGAAAUUCCAUUAUAAUUUCCUUAAACCCUUCAGGUGUUUCAUUUGGACCCACAGAGAGUAAGAAACUCUAAAGACAUUCUACCUUUUCUACUCUAAAUAAACUGAGAAAAAACUGCAAAUCCUCACAAAUGAUAUGCAGGAACCAGAGAAAAUUAUUUUUUUUGCUGAAAAAUGACAAAUGUUAUUUUUCCGUCAGUCAACUACCUGACGAAUUUACUGAUUGUUUCAGCUUUAAACAAAAUAUGUUUUUGUUUUUUUUUUUUUUUACCUUUUCAUUCCGAAUAUAGAGUAAUAAAGCAUUCAGCUAAGAUCAUUGGUUCAUAAGAUCAUAAUUGUGGCAUUCAGACCUUUAAAGAAACCUUUUUAAAAGCUUCUGAAUCCUCAGAAAACUGUGUUAAACUACACUAAAUUUUAUUUAAUAAGGUGACAGUUUCCCUGAUGAAGAUUCCCUGAGAACAGAGAAACAAAUGAGACAUUAUGUUCCUGGUAAAGAUUUCUAUAGAAGGUUAGCUGCAGUGAUCCAAUCUGGGGAAUGAAUUGUAAUAAAACCUCUGCUUGCAGCUGUGGAAUUUUGCAUGUACAUCCCCACCAGAGACAAAAUGAGACUUAAAUCACAGUGAAUUAAAGAAUGUGGAAAUAAAAUACAUCAUAAAAUUUAAUUAUCGUUAUCAGCAUGUAAAAAUACUUGUACAUGCCGAAACAUCAAGUGGUAGUAUUGAAAAGCCUGUGCUGAUCUUUGCACAUAUCUUUGCUUGUUUGCUUCACAGAAUUUGACAAUUAGAUGAUCAUUUUGGACAAAAUUUGCUGGUUUGAUAGCCACAAUUUCCUCUAAUGCCCAAUCGAACAAAAGUACUUUGGUCUGGCACUUGGCAGUGAGUCCUGAUGGGUAUUUAAAGGUAAUCUCUGAAGUUUCCUUUUAACAAAUUAAAGUUGCAAAUUACAAUUAAUUACACGCAUGGACAGUAGAGUCAAAGCUGCCAAAUAAGAAAUCCUUAGUUCCAUAAUGUCAGAUUUGAGUUAUACUAGUUACUUAUGACAAAUCAAAUCAAACUAACACCUACAAAGGUGCAACAUUUAUACGUCACACCAGUGGCUAAAAGACUUUAGCGUAGGGUACACCUGUUUCCUCGCUCCAAUCUUCUCGUGCUUUGCCACCUUGAGGUGCAUUUAAGUACUUGGAAGAUCCUCCAUGAUGCUGGAGGGGGGAUUAUUUCCAGGAAACUGGAGGAGAGUGGGCAUAAGAAAGCUUAAGUUAGCAGGCAAACUUUGAAGCACUCUACUUUUCUGUUUCCUGCUGCAUUGCCACCACCCGUUGACCAUUGGUAGGCCUGUGUGUCGCAUUAUCUGCAUCCUUGUGUUCAUGACAAACAAAACAGACCCACCAAUGGAAAACCUGCUCCAUAGCACUACUAGAGGUCAAAAAGUCCACCUUUAACAGCAUAUGUGCACCAUCCGCAUUCUGAUCGCCGUGUAGUUUCUAACCUGAAUCCUCCUUACAGGUAGCAUUUAUCUUCUCCUCUGCAAACAUAGUCUCUUUCACAAUGAACAAAGCUUCAGGCAUCUUGAAAUGUGUGGAAAGAAAAAGCUGUCAACCCCUGAUAUUGAUUAGUAUUGAUUUUUCUUCUCACACUCCCCAAACUUCAUUAAACGGUACAUGAGAUGUGGCGUCGCCUCAGGCUGCAGAGAGCAGAGUGGUGGCUGGUAGAUGUUUUGUCCACGAUUAACACUUGAAAAAAUGAGAAAUGUAGUUGUUAUAGCAUGACGUGUGAAUCGUUUGGUGUUUCAGAAGUGUUCUGGGGUGAUAAUGAGUCAGUGGGAAAUACUGUGGUAAACACUUGAUAUGUGACUAUUGACUGUGGUCCAGAGGUUGGACAUUGUGACUGAUGCGGAGCCUCCUGGGAGGGAAAAUAUGAGUAAUUAUAGAUACUUUAAUUGGUGUGUUUGAUUCACAAAUGCCAUGAGUGCACGGAUGUAUUUGAAAUGUUUGGUUUAACCUUCACAUAUUCAAAUCUAAAGGCUGAGAAUCACUGUGAAAACCUGCUUUAAAGGCUGGGAUAUUGACAAAAGCAGAAUAUUCCGACCUACUUCACUCAGUGUGAGGCAGUUGAUAUUACAUUUUCUCAAUUUCUCCCUUUAAUUAAUUGGCCUGUAUUUAUUCUGUAUAUUGCAUAACAUUUCUUUCUUUAAUAAUUAAGUAAAUUAGAGCCAGAUUAGUUGAUUGCAGAUCACAUUAUUCACAUCAUCAGCAUUUUGUUAAAUCUACCAAAAUAAUGCCUGAAAACAUAAGAAGUUAAAACAACUUUCUAAUAAUUCUGACAAUUUUCUGGUGAGUUUGCUGGAAAGAAACCAUGUAAUUUGAUACUAAUUUUAGGGGAAAUUGAGUUUUUACUUGGUACACUUUCAAUUAAUUCCAAUUAACUGCUGCCAUAACCUCCCUCUCUCUGAGUGUUUUAAUCUGCACAGCAGGUCAGCUGAAGAAAAAACUGUGAAUUUAGUCUGAAGACAAUUGAACAUCUGUGGAAAUGAAAGUUUCCAAUAAUCACUGAAUAAUGAAAAUCUAUUAAUGAUCGUUAACAGAGCAGUAAAGAGCAGAACAUGUCUAUCUCUAAUUAGAGAUGCAGUUCUUUCCUGAAAACUUAAUAAUCAGAAACUGGAAACAAGUCGCUGCUGUAAAAUGCAGAACAUGCACAGCUGGAACACUUGUUUGUUUGCUUGUUUUUUGACUGUAUAUUUGCGUUGUUGUCCUUUAAAGUUAUCUGACCUCCAGUGAAUGUACUGUAUGCAAACUGUCACAGCUAUGGAAGCAUCCCCAGGCAGACCCACUCGCCUCACAUCCCCUGAUCCCUUCAUCCUACUGGCAAGAAUAUCUGUAUGAAGUGAAUUAAAGUCAUAGAGCACUGAGAGACACCAAAUGACCAAAAAUAGACUAAAAGUGCCAAAAAGAAACAUACAGUAAGACCCACAAUACAACUGCAGAGACCAGAGACAUAGACCUUUGAGACGACCACAAAGACACACAAAAUGAAAAGACCGACACAAAAUGAUCACAGGAGACAUAAAAUGACCAUGGAGACAUUUAAAACAACCACACAAGCAUGUAUCUACUAGACAGAGACACAAAACUAAACAAAAUUACCACAGUGACAUGCAAAAAAAACAAAUGACUGAGAAAAAAGACAUACAAUGACUAAAAAGAGACACAAAUAAGUAAAAAAGACAUAAAACAUCUGAAAUACUCAAAAUAACUAUAGAGACACGAAAAGACCAAAAAAAGACUCAAAAUGACCACAAAGACAAACAUAAUAACCCCAAAUGACAAUAAAGACAUACAAAGUGACCACACAUAUUGAAAAAAAACAGCCACUCUAAAUGGCCCCAGAGAUCCAAAAUGACAACAGAGACUCACAAAUUGGCAUAAAACAACAAAAAAAUGACCACAAAAGGUUUUAAACAACCAUGUAGAUGCCCAGAAUGACCACAAAAGAUACAACAUAAGCACCGACACAGAACCUAAACAUAAUAUUGUGAACGUGUGUGCUUAGUGUCCUUCAGUCUGUCUCAUUUCCUGUAUAAGACAGACAGGGGCCUUUCAUUGGUCUGUGCCUGGGGGUCUGUUUUCUCAUCAUCCAUCCAUUCAGAGUCUUAGUUACAAACCACAGUGCAUUUGAGAAACCGAUCAUCAGUUGUAGAGCUGAAUGCAGCAGCAUGUUGGAAGAGUGACAGGAAGCAAAUAAACAGCCUGGUGUCAUGAAACUGUGAAAUGAGUAGAUGUCUUUAAAAAACACAUGACGUGUGUUGUGCAUGAAAAACAAGACACAUUUUCUGUCUUUCUACAAAAAGUUGUCAUGCUUUUAUUGACCAAAAUAAAGCUGGUACAAUAUUUGAGAAAAAAAAAAAAAAAAAACGUCGCCACACUCUUUGCACAUUGACAUCACACAACACAACACACUGGCAGCUUUCUGUGUGGAAAGCUACGGUUACCAGCUACAGUAAAACGUAGUUGAUUCAUUGAUUUGUGUAUUUUUUGAAAUCACUAUUUAAGCAUUAAGCUUAUUCUUGAUAGAGCAGCUCGUCAAAAAUCCACAGUUUCCUUUGAAACCACUGUGAAACCUGCAGAAACGCGAAUGUGACAUCUUGCUUUUUGGUUUUGACAGGUUAAGUGUUUUCUAUUGAACAGUCAUCUUGGAAUUGACUCAGCAAACUGUGCAUGCACUGCAAUGUGGCCCACACACACUAAUUCGCACUGUACUUGUGAGGACCAUCAUUGACGUGAUGGUGAAGAUUUGCAUAGAAUCUUUACAACGAAGUUAAAACCUGCACAAUUUAAAACAAAAUAUAUUGCUAUUAAAAAGGGGAUCCAUCACAUUUCAAAUCUCUGAAAAGAAAGCCCCAGAUAUAAUUUGAUGAUAAAUUAAACAAAAAAAAAUCAGUCAGAGAGCAUAAUACUCCAACAAGGCUGUUCAGUUGUUGUAUCAUUUCCGAUGAAUGAAAUCUUUAACAAAAAAUGACCUUCCGCUGACCACAGGUGUGUGUUAUGCAUGUGUACGUUAUGUACGGAUACCGAAUCGCGUGACCUAAAUAUGUAGCCGGCGGCAGGAACUGAUGGGACUCAGAAACACCCCCACAAUUUAAUCAGUUGUUUCUUGUAUGAUUUCUGACAGAUAAGUCCUGAUAAGUCCACAAUGAUUAAUGUGUAGUAGGAUUGCAAUCAUGUGAUCGUCAGCAGGCAGCUGAUGUAGCGUUCACUUGUUGUCAUAGUUACACUGAUGCCGUGCGGCUAACUCACAAUGAUGCAGAAAUCUUUAACAAAUCUGUGGAUCCAGACUAUAAGCUGUAUAACUGCCAAAAUCUAAUGAGUUGGUCCUUGUGUCAUUCAUGACCUUCCCUGAAAAUUUCAUCCAAAUCCAUUAGUCUGUUUUUGAGAAAUGCUGCUAAAAGACAAAAACAGACACACGGACAAACACACAGAUAAAUGUACACCGAUCAUCACAUAAAUCCGUUGCAUUCCUCGGCGGAGUGAUAAUGAAAUAAUUCAUAUAACAUGUACAUUUAAAGCAAUUAAAAAAUAUGAUUAUCUGUCCCAUUUAUUUUCUUCCAGAGUUAGAACAGGUCCAACUUAAUUUACUGCAAAAUCCCCACUAUAAGGAAGUUCAGUUAAGGAGUUUGAUACUAAUGAUAAUAUUCUCUUUUAAAUGUAUAAUUAUUACCAGUUUAAAACAGUGAACACAUAAACAAGUGCAUGUAGACUUAAAAGGUUAUAAAUGAAAAAAAAGCCCUGACCUUACACCUAAUGUUAACACUAGUACUGAUGAUUCAUUCAAAGAAAAAUAACAAAACAACUUCUAAAGCUGAGUUUUUAGCCUGAAAAUAGCCUGUGAAGGAAUGUCCUCACUUCUUUCAACUGGUUCUUACAAAUAUAGGAGAGCAACAGUCGACGGACAGACAGAGGCAGCGCAUGCUGAUGUCAAAUUAUUCUCCAAAGUGUUUUAAGACACUCAAAGAGGAACGCGACCUCAGAAACAGGAUGAGUUUUUAUUUGCACAAUAAUGUUUUACAUUAUUUUUUAUUAGUUCCUGGUGAGCUGAUCCAUCGGCGAUUCAAUCUAAAAAGUAAAUUGAAUUUUUUAUUUUUUUUUACACAAACCAACUUCUCCAAUGGGAUGCUGAUUGUGGUGUUGUUUGUUGGGGGAGGAAACCCUAUUUACAGAGGUGUCUCCAUGGCGAUUAUGAUGGGAUUUCCAUCAGGAGGCGCCAGUGACAGAUGAGGUUCACUGCACUGUAUACAAAUGGGAAGAUUCUUCCUGGAGGCUUGAAGACAUGAUUAGAUUAUUGUAUUUAUGAUGUUGUUCAUUAUGUCACAUGAGGUGCUGUGCUGAGAUGUGUGUGUGCAAAGAAGAAGAAUCUAUGAAGCUAAACCAUUAUGGCAUCAGAGAUCGUUAUCAUCCUCCAGGGGAAAAAGCAAACAAGCAUUUCAGUCUUGUUUUUUACCACCUUUGUUUGAACCAACCCCUGAUUUAAGCUUUAUUUCUCCAACCUGUCUGAAUCGUGAGAAUAAAUCAUGACAAAAGAUUGGAUGUAAUCCAUGGCUGUGAUGAAUAAUCCUCUUAAAUUGUGACAUAAAAACAAAAAAACUGAACUAAAAAAGGAAACAUUGACACUGAAAUAUAUGUUACAAGCAUUAAGAAAUUAAUUUUCAGUUGCCCAUUGCUUGGUCAUGAACUUUCUGUCUUACUAUAAUUUUUCACUUGAUGCGUUUUUUAAGUUCUUGAGUGUUUUACAGUCUUGAAAAUGGAGAGGAAUUAUUGAGUGGAGGAGCUAAAGACGGUGCAAUUCUGUCUAAUCUGUACCUUUGCAAUGGCGGCCGUUAGUUCAGGUGUUCUGGUUUGGCAGAGCUUCACAUUGUGCUUUCCAAACCCAACAACUCAUCUACCUGCACUGAGUUCUGCUGCACUGCGGUGUGAGGCUGAUGAAUAAUUUGCAUCAGCACGUUUUUUAAGACCUUGUGCCGCAGCAGUAACCCUGACUUUUACCUUUAAGAGACUUUGACUCUAUUCGCACGGGACUAGCAUUGCCUGAGGACUUCUACUAAUUUGUAAUAAUUGCAGAGGUCAUCUUAGCCACGUCCAUAA
Molecule: messenger RNA, 19098 nt
Organism: Amphiprion ocellaris (clown anemonefish)
Lineage: Eukaryota; Metazoa; Chordata; Actinopteri; Pomacentridae
Gene: slc35d3
Product: solute carrier family 35 member D3
Exons: 4
Coding region: 6629-7966 (445 amino acids)
Cellular component (GO): Golgi apparatus
Molecular function (GO): antiporter activity
Source: RefSeq, a predicted model, not a curated record